Messenger RNA from Pipistrellus kuhlii (Kuhl's pipistrelle), 2142 nucleotides. It is a transcript of the gene TBXA2R, whose product is annotated as thromboxane A2 receptor. Gene Ontology annotation, biological process: positive regulation of vasoconstriction; inflammatory response; positive regulation of cytosolic calcium ion concentration. The transcript is spliced from 3 exons. The coding region runs from base 480 to 1511 and encodes 343 amino acids. Lineage: Eukaryota; Metazoa; Chordata; Mammalia; Chiroptera; Vespertilionidae. Gene Ontology annotation, cellular component: plasma membrane. The record is from RefSeq and is a predicted model, not a curated record. Gene Ontology annotation, molecular function: thromboxane A2 receptor activity.
GAGGAGCUCCGGAGGUCGGCGUGGCCGCGCCGCUGUCCGCCCCGCUGCGGCCGGUGCCUCGGGGUGCCCCCCCCGGCGGCCCCGCGGUCCCCCUGGGGGCUGGGGGCUCCGCGGACUCCUCAGCCAGCCCGGCUGGAGGGGCGUGGCCACUGCGGAGGGGCGGGGCCGACGAGAGACCGACGGACCUACGGACAGACAGACAGACAGGCUGGGGGCGGAGGAUAGAGACCUCGGAGCCGCCUGCAGCGCCCCCGCCCCGCUGAGCUCAGGCCUCAGGGGCCGAGUCCUCCGCCUCCGGGCCGCGCGGCGGGGCGUCCUGUGUCCGCCUCCGCGGUGCCUCGGUUUCCCCGGGAGCCCGGCCGCACUGGGCUCCCGCUGUCCCGUCCAUUCAGCGUCGCCAGGUGUGCCAGGGCCAGUGCCAGCCUGCACCCGCGGCCUCGCCCCAUGGGGCGCUGACUGUCCGGACUCUGCCGGCCACCAUGUGGGCCAAUGACAGCGCCCGGGGCCCCUGCUUCCGGCCGGUGAACAUCACGCUGGAGGAGCGGCGCCUGAUCGCCUCGCCCUGGUUCCCCGCCUCCUUCUGCCUCGUGGGCCUGGCCUCCAACCUGCUGGCCCUGCGGGUGCUGGCCGGCGCGCGGCAGGGCGGCUCGCCCGUGAGGUCCUCCUUCCUCACCUUCCUCUGCGGCCUGGUGCUCACCGACUUCAUGGGGCUGCUGAUCACUGGGGCCAUCGUGGUGUCCCAGCACGCCAUGCUCUUCGACUGGCCCGCCGUGGACCCCAGCUGCCGCCUCUGCCGCUUCAUGGGCGUCGCCAUGGUCUUCUUCGGCCUGAGCCCACUGCUGCUGGGGGCCGCCAUGGCCUCGGAGCGCUACCUGGGCAUCACGCGGCCCUUCUCGCGGCCCGCGGCCGCCUCCCGCCGCCGCGCCUGGGCCACCGUGGCGCUGGUGUGGGCCGCGGCGCUGGCGCUGGGCCUGCUGCCCGUGCUGGGCCUGGGCCGCUACACCCUGCAGUACCCCGGCUCCUGGUGCUUCCUCACCCUGGGCCCCGCGCCCGGCGACGUGGCCUUCGGCCUGCUCUUCGCGCUCCUGGGCAGCCUCUCGGUGGGGCUGUCCUUCCUGCUCAACACCAUCAGCGUGGCCACCCUGUGCCACGUCUACCACGGGCAGGAGGCCGCCCAGCAGCGCCCGCGGGACUGCGAGGUGGAGAUGAUGGCCCAGCUCACGGGCAUCAUGGUGGUGGCCAGCGUCUGCUGGAUGCCGCUGCUGGUCUUCAUCGCCCAGACGGUGCUGCGGAGCCCGCCGGCCAUGGACCCCGCCGGGCAGCUGUCCCGCGCCACGGAAAAGCAGCUGCUCAUCUACCUGCGCGUGGCCACCUGGAACCAGAUCCUGGACCCCUGGGUGUACAUCCUGUUCCGCCGGGCGGUGAUCCGGCGGCUGCAGCCCGGCCUCAGCGCCCGCUCCCGGUCGCUCUCCCUGCAGCCCCAGCUCUCCCGGAGGCCCACCAUGGCUUAGGGCCGGGAGGCCGCAGAGACAGCUCAGGAAGGACAGUGGCCACUCGACCCCGGUCCUCCCCGACCCUCACACCGCCCACGCCGAGCUCCAGGCGCUGGGAGAGCGGCAGAGAGUUUGAGUGGCAGGAUUGUGAGCUGUCUGCCGUCAGCCCUGGGGCCCCCCAACGCUCCCCUGACCCCCUUUUCCAAGGCCCCUCUGUCCUCGCAGGCCCCUCCCCACGUCAGGAUGGGUGAGUGGGGUGUAGGGAGGGGUAUCUGGAGACAAUGAAACUUUUAAGCCUCCCCUUCCGGAAGUCCUCAGGAAAAGGAGGGGGCGAGGGGUUCCGACCACUGGCUGGGGUACGCCUGAUCCCCUUUGAUGCCACAGCCUGCGAAGGCACCGUCUAGAAAAGGCUCGAUAUAAACGGGCAGGACGCCCCGUCUCUUGCCAAAACAGAUCUCAGCCCGGCUGUAUCUUCCUUCGGGUCUGGAAGUCGGUCGUCACUUGUUGAAGUGUUCGGUGCAUCCGAGUGUCCCCCACCCCGUGGCCCCGGAGCGGACGGGGACGGGCAGAGGGCUGAGACCGGGCUUUGUUUGGCUCCUCUCCCCCCUCCUCAUCGAGUCCAAUCUUCAGGAAUCCUCCUGAGAGCCCG